AUGGCGACCGAGAUCUGCAAUUCCGAUUAUGAGCCACGACCCAGUAAGCAACAGCGGGUCCGUUCCCCCAUGAUCAAUCAACUUGGGGACGAUCUCCUCUUAGAAGUUUUGAUUCGCCUCCCUAACCCUAGAUACGCCUGGCAGAGCAAAGCCGUCUGCAAGCGCUGGAGGUCUCUGAUCUCCAACCCUAGCUUCAAUCGCCGUUUCGUUUCUCACCACCAGAGAAUCAGCGAGCUGCGGCCGCCUCUGCUUCUUCCCUCAGACGACCCGGAUUCCAUCAUCCAGAGCUUCGUCCCCGCGCCUCCUGGAGUGCGUCUGGUAGUUUUGGAUUCCUGCGGUGACUUGCUCUUGUGCGGCUUUCCUGGGGAUGCUCGUGAAGACGCCAUUAAAGUGUACAGAUCGUACAUUGUCUGCAAUCCUUUCACGAAGCAAUGGCUCCCGCUUCCUCUGCAGCCUCUGUGGCCGACCGGGAGCUCGGGAUUGGUUGCGAGGUUAGUUUGCGAACCCUGUAUCUCGAAUUGUCUAGAUCUUGGGGAUGGGCAAGUGUCUGUGUAUUCCGAGUAUCGAUUCCGGGUGGUGUGUAUGUACAACCAUCUGAAUACUCUGAAGAUGGACGUGUUCUGUUCCGAGCGUAGAGAAUGGAUGAAGGAGGCUGUCUCUGUUGAUGCCCAUCUCAGGCACCAACUGUAA
Molecule: messenger RNA, 690 nt
Organism: Linum tenue
Lineage: Eukaryota; Viridiplantae; Streptophyta; Magnoliopsida; Malpighiales; Linaceae
Source: the annotation of a GenBank genome assembly